AUGUAUUUUUACAUAAAUUAUGCACCAUUUGAUCCUUGCUUCAUUUUCCUAUUUUGUUUAGAUAACUUGCCGCCUGUGUUCCACACCCCAUCUGACCAGCUUCUGACAUUUGAGGGAGAGAAUUUCGUUUACCAGCUGCUAGCACUGGAUCCAGAGAAGUCAGCAGUGCUGUUUACUUUAGAAAGUGGCCCUCCAGAAGCCUCCCUCUCUCCAGCUGGCCUCCUCAUCUGGAAAGUUGCCUUUGGAGAAUCGGAAAGCUUUAACUUCACAGUGUCUGAUGAAUGCAAUGCCCAAAGUAGACACACCAUUCAGGUAGGAACAGCUCUCCUGCAAACAGCUGAGGACACUGCUGAUGUGAUGGAAGUUUUCAUUGCUGAUAAUCAUAAUAGUAAAGGUGAACAGGAAAACAGUGAAGGCAACCCGUCACUGAAAGCCAAAGAAGCAAAGUCCUUGCCUGCAAUUAAGUAUGUUAAUGCCAGUAAGGUGCAUGGUCGUGUCGCAAUUCUGCCAUCUAUUACAAAUUGUGCCAGCAGACCGUGUUUUCCUGGAGUUGUAUGCAUUGAUCGAAAACCUCCAGAUACUGGAUACUUCUGUGGUCGAUGUCCAACAAAUUUCUCUGGAAAUGGGCGGAUUUGUACAAGAGCUUCUAGACCAGUGUCGAUAUCUAUUCAGAGUUUGCCUGACGCUUUUGUUAAAGACACUAGAGAAGUCAAGGUUUCUUCCAUCCAAGUUGACACAAAGAAAUCGCAAAAGACUAAUCCAACAGGCUUGCAAGUCCAUGUGCCCAAAGUAGAAGCAACUUUUGCCAUGGCAAGAUAUCCCAUAACUGUUGAUAUUCCUCCACCAACCAUGGAAAGGGUGGACACUCUGUUUCAUACCUCAUCUCUGAUGAAACUGACUUCAGAUUCCAAACUGUCUAAAAGCUCUGUUUUGUCCAAUGAAACAAAAAAUACUAUCCUGAACAUUCAUCCACAUCAAAAGAGGAGAGGAAUACCACAAAGGGUAGCUCAUAUAAUCUCAGAUUAUAAACACAUUGAUCAAUCAUAUAUCACAGGGAAUUCAUCCAGCCAACAAGAACUAUAUGCAAGGUUGUUCACUGUAAGGCCUCGUGUUGUUGGACAGUCCCAUGGCUCAUUUGACAUGUUGUCUUUGGGAAAGCAGUCAACUGGAACCUCAACUAUGCAGACUGUAUCUGUCCAUGGAUUUAAAGUGGGCCAACCACAGACAUCAAUUUUAACAACACCAUUCACCUCCUCUUUCCACCUGAAAACUGCUUUUGCUAGUAGAAUCCGCCCAGCAGGGAUUUCCUCACAAUCAAGGAUUCCAGGGUGGACAGUGUUGACCAGAAGGCCUCAAUCUUCAGCACCAAAUCAUUCGGUACUUUCCAGACCUAUUAAUAAAUCUUUGCUUGUCAGGAAAAUCACUUGUGAAGAUAUGCCAUGUUUCAGCGGUGUGCACUGUGAACCAACAAAAGAUGAGGCAUUCAAAUGUGGACCCUGCCCUAUAGGUCAUAGUGGUGAUGGAAUUCAAUGUCAUGUUUGUGAUCUGCCAUGUCAGAACGGAGGGACAUGUAUCGCUCAAAACAUCUGUUCCUGUGUUUAUGGAUUUGUUGGUCCCAGGUGUGAGACAAUGAUAUGUAACAGGCACUGUCACAAUGGGGGGAAAUGUGUAGCACCAGAUGAAUGUGAGUGCAAGCCAGGAUGGAACAGCCCUUUCUGCGAGACAGCUGUUUGCAAUCCUGUUUGCCUAAAUGGUGGGACCUGCAUUCAGCCAAAUACUUGUGCCUGUCCACAUGGUUUCCUUGGACCUCAGUGUCAAUCUGCCUUUUGCCAUCCUCCUUGUAAAAACAAUGGACAGUGUAUGCGAAACAAUGUGUGUUCCUGCAUGCAAGGUUAUGUUGGAAGAAGAUGUCAGAUAAGUAUCUGUGAUCCCAUGUGCAUGAAUGGAGGACGAUGCAUAAGCCCUGCUGUCUGUGACUGCCCAUCUGGUUGGAAAGGAAAGCACUGCAGUAAACCUGUUUGUUUGCCUAGCUGCUUGAAUGGCGGUGAGUGUAUUGGACCAAAUGUUUGCCAGUGUUCAGAAGGAUGGGUAGGAGUUCUAUGUCAGAUUCCUCUUUGUAAACCAAAGUGCCAGUUUGGGGGCAGAUGUAUCAAGCCAAAUGUGUGUUCGUGCAGAAAUGGAUAUGGUGGUCCAGAUUGUGGAAAGAAGCUCCCUAAAGGAUGAAGAAAACAAAAGAAAGACAAUGAAGACAUUCAUUUUGGGAUGCUAAGGCACUUUGUUUUCUAUGUAAGGGUUGGCUGGCAAUGCACUGCAAAGAGAAUGCUAAAUUUCUUCCUCCUGUGUCMCUUCACUACAAGCAUUAAGUCAUGUCAAGAAAUUACCRAUUCCAGAGCAUACUCUAACAGCUUUAGCUAGUUGCCAAUGUCACAUCAGGUGACACCCYUCUCAAUCUCAAUUUUUUUUUUCUUCUGCAGCACACUGCCAUUACCUUGGCUAUUCAAUGAAUGCAAGUGACAAAUUCAAUGGUAACUCCAAGACUGCUGAAGAAAGGCUGCCGUUUUUGCUAGYUUUAGAUUYCUUGAAAUGGCCCAAACUGAAAGUGAUAAGAAAUCCCCCUAUUCCAUUCCUUAUGUUUCUUUUGUUCACUCCAGSGUAGUGUGUGUGUGUGUGCAUGUGCCUUGAAGUCUCCUGUUGAGUUAUGUCAACCCCAUGGGUUUUCUUAGACAAAAAAAUACUCAAGAGUGGUUUUGCCACUUCCAUCCUCUGAAAUGUAGGUAAGGUAAAGGUACCUACAUUUACCUACCUACCUACCUACCUACCUACCUACCUAAGUGGUCUCCCAUCCAGAUACUAGCCAGGAAAUUGUGCCUUUAAGGUAUUCAUAUGCACAUCUCACUUCUCUUACUCCAACCUAGAGAAUCCCUAAAAUUAAUUCCAGAACUGAAGUAUGCAGUUUGCCUCAGCUUUCUGUUCACUGCUUACCUCUUCCUACAAGAUUACCAAUAUCCAUUUAUGCAUUGAUAAAAUAUUAUAGGCUGAGAACACCAGUUUCAAUUUAGCCAAAUGCAUGAUAAUAUCAGGUUUCUAAAACAUGGUUUUACAUUGGUGCAAGAAUGCCUGUGCCUAUCAAUAAAAAUUGUUGAUUAAUGUAAGAAACUAUAGUGGAUCUCUCAAGCAGAGUAACUAAUGUGCUAGGCAGAAGUUAAAACAGUUCACCAGCCCACUCCACCUGAAAUGCAAUGUCUAGCAGAGAAAGACGUCACAUGCAGUUUUCUUUAUAAGGUAUUUCAAAGUAGUUUCACUCAUGUGCAUAAUCAACACAAGUUCAUCUUCUAGAAGAAAGGUAAGAAAAGGAUGAAUACUGCAUGGUAUCACAAAAUGUGGAUCAUCUCACCAGAUAGAGGAUAGAGAUGGGAAGAGUGAGUGCAGGUAAAACUUCAGAAAACAAAGCAAAGCUAUGUGAUUCAGGAAGAUAGCAAAUGUGGACAGAAAUCUAUACAAACAGGAAGUUGGCAAAAAUAUGCUGUCCUUAAACUCCUAGACAGUGCCAUAUUAUCUGACAACCACUGAGAAUUGGAAUGCGGAGAUUGCUAACUCUAACACAAUUAUUGUACCUACAUCAUAAGGCCUUGACUUGGGAACCUCAACAAGUGGGAACCCAAACCUCUAAGAACUAAUUUUUUAAAAAGAGUCAAGGGUCUUC
Messenger RNA from Anolis sagrei ordinatus, 3703 nucleotides. The record is from RefSeq and is a predicted model, not a curated record. NCBI's taxonomy places the organism in Eukaryota, Metazoa, Chordata, Lepidosauria, Squamata, Anolidae.